GAAAGAAUUCAACUUUCCCCUUCUUCUCAGAUUGAAUCUGCGUAAUUAGGGUUUCCAGAAUCCCCUCUGCUCAAGCACAUUUAUCCUGCUAAUCUCCAAUCGUCAGCGUUUCUUUCACCCGAUCGCCUCCCUCCGCAGUAAAUUCCCAAUUUUUAUAGUAGUAGGGUACCUCACAUGGAUCUGAAGGAUGGCAAAUGAUUCGCGUAUUAUCAGACCUGAAUUGAUGAAGCAGCUAUCACGUUUUGACAGAUAGUUGAGGUAGCGGAAUAAGUAUAUGCUAAUUCACAGUUUGACCUACUACUGUGGCUGUAGAUCUACGACUAUUGUGUUGUAGAUCGUGGUAGAACUACUUUCACAAAUCAAGAUCUAUAGUUUCUGGAUAAUUCAAAGUCGAUGCAUGGUCAGCUUCCGCAGUGUGGAGGGAGCAUCAUAAGAUUCAUAACCUUGGACCAAGUGGGCUUUCAAUGCUAAGUCAGCCUCCUGUGUAGUCAAUGGAUAAGCUCACAGAACGAGAAGGGAAAAUUACUUAUUUUCCUUUUUUCUUUUUAUAUUUUUAAGGGGUUGCCUUUUAAUUUCUUUUACUUAAUUUUUAUUUAUUUAUUUUCUGUGUUUUGAGGGUAAUUAGUUGAUUAGAAUUUGGCUAGAGUUCCAUAUUCAUAUCAGAACAUUAAAAACUUGAGUUUUCUGCCAUUAGUGAUGGGAAAGAAAGUAUGGUGGAAUGAAGAAGAGAAGGUUGUUGUGGAAAGUGUGUUGGGCAGUGAAGCAACUGAAUAUUUUGACUGGGCCGCUUCAAAUAACGUUUUGUCUGAGUUCUCUGCUUCUAGUGGAGAUCUUGGAGUGCAGGAGGCAUUGUGCAAUAUUGUUGAAGGAUCUCACUUGACAUACGCCAUUUAUUGGCAUGUUUCGAAGUCAAAAUCUGGUAGAUCAGCAUUGAUCUGGGGUGAUGGGCAUUACCAAGAACCUAAAGAAAGUGUUCAUGAUAGUCGUGGUAAUCACAAUGAUCAGAAACGAAUGGAAGGAGAUAGAAGAAAAUGGGUCCUUCAAAAGCUUCAUGCUUGUUUUGGGGGAUUAGAAGAUGAUAAUGUUGCCGCAAAGUUGGAUCAAGUUUCAAAUGUCGAGAUGUUAUACCUCACAUCAAUGUUUUUCGCGUUCCCUUUCGACAAGCCUUCUGUUCCUUCCCAGUCGUUCAAUUCUGAUAGAUGUAUCUGGGUAUCGAAUAUGGAUGGUUGUCUUGAGCGAUACCAGUCAAGAGCAUAUUUAGCCAAGUUAGCACAGUUUGAGACAGUGGCAUUUGUACCAACAAAAUCAGGGGUGGUUGAAAUUGCUUCGAGAAAGUCUAUACCUGAAAACAAGAGCAUCAUUAAGGCAGCCAAAUCUAUAGUGGUUGCCUUCAACUCAACACAGGCAAAACCUGUCCAGAAAGUAUUUGGCCAAGAUCUUAGUAUUGGGGGUUCACGAUCAGGUACUAUAAAUAUUAGCUUUUCGCCAAAAGUGGAAGAUGAUUCUGGGUUUUCUGCAGAAUCAUAUGAUUUACAAGCAAUAGGUAGUAACCAUGGUUAUGCAAAUUCAUCAAAUGGGCAUUGUGGUGAUGAUGGUGAAGCUAAAGUAUUUCCACAUCACGUGGUAGCUGGGGGACUGGAUCCACAAACAAUUAUAUCUGGAAUGGAACUCGGUAAAGAGGACUGUUUUUUCCUUUCGGACGAUCAAAGGCCUAGAAAAAGGGGGCGGAAGCCUGCAAAUGGGAGGGAAGAGCCAUUGAAUCAUGUGGAGGCAGAGAGGCAGAGGCGAGAGAAACUCAACCAGCGCUUUUAUGCGUUAAGGGCUGUAGUUCCUAAUAUCUCAAAGAUGGACAAAGCAUCUCUUCUUGGCGAUUCAAUUGCUUACAUCACAGAUCUUCAGGCAAAGAUCAGGGUUUUGGAAGCAGAGAAAGGGAUGGCGAAUACCAAUCAGCAACUAAAUCCUGUUCCGGAUUUUGAGUUUCAUGAAAGGCUCGAAGAUGCUGUUCUACGCGUAAGCUACGCUCUGGAGACUCACCCUGUAUCUAAAGUUGUAAAGGCGCUGAGAGAGCAGCAGGUGAUGGCACAAGAAUCUUCUAUCUCUAUCAACGACAAGGGCGAAGUCGUUCAUACGUUCUCCAUUCAAACAGGGAGUGGCGAUGGAGAACAGUUGAAAGAUAAGUUAACUGCUGCUCUCUUGAAAUGAUCCAGCUGCAAUUCUUACAAAUAUUGACUCUUAGAUACAUAGAAUCUAAUAAUAGACUAUAGAGCUUGUUGAUUUUUGUUGCAAUUAUCUUCACUAUUGAUAAGAGUCUAUGGGAUGUAUACUCUUUUUAUUGGA
Molecule: messenger RNA, 2337 nt
Organism: Salvia hispanica
Lineage: Eukaryota; Viridiplantae; Streptophyta; Magnoliopsida; Lamiales; Lamiaceae
Source: RefSeq, a predicted model, not a curated record